Molecule: messenger RNA, 741 nt
Organism: Paramecium sonneborni
Lineage: Eukaryota; Ciliophora; Oligohymenophorea; Peniculida; Parameciidae
Source: the annotation of a GenBank genome assembly
AUGUAAGACUCAAAUAGAAAUAGUUUAGAAAAUGAAGGUUGUUGGAAUAGAUUUUGCAAUAAAAUGAAAAGUCUUUAUUCCUAGAUAAGAGGUUAAACGAAUAGAAGAAAUAACUCAAAUUCUAUAAUUAAUAAUGAUCAUAUAUCCUAACACUCGCAAUAAUAAAAUGUUAGGGAAGAAAUAUAAGUAAUUGGUGCAGAAGAAAUAUAAGUAGUUAAUGUAGAACAAAUAUUAAUAAUUCCUGAAAUACAAUAAGAAUAAAAUUUAUAUUUAUCGGAUAGAAAGUCAUUAAAUAACAACUUUAUUGUUUGUCCUUUUUGUGAAUAAGAAAUGUAAGAAGAUGUCUAUCAAAUUCAUUUAAAUAUGUGCGAAUAAUAAAUAGGGAAUUGUAAUUUGAUUGAAUAAGAAUGUUAAUAAUGUGGUUAGAAAAUAGUUAAGCUUUAUUAUAAUGAUCAUCUUGAUAUUUGUGAAGCUAAUUGUUGGAUCUAAGUUAAAUGUCCUUAUUGUUUUAUUCCUGUAUUUAAAGUUGAUCUUUAUGAUCAUACAUAAUAAUGUCCAAUAUUCUUAAAUCAGUAAAAUAAAGAAAAAGAGGGAAUACAUAAUUGUACAAUCUGUUUAGAAGAUAUAAUAUAAAAUUAAACUUAAUUGAACUGUUCUCAUGUUUUUCAUGAAGAUUGUAUUCAAAAUUGGCUUACUCAAAAUUAAAAAUGUCCUAUAUGCAAAAGACCUUAUAUUAAGUGA